AUUAUUUCCGUUUGCGCAUGCGUAGACGAAAGACUUCCUUGCUAACAUCGGCUUCGCAUUUCUAAACGUAGAAAUAUUGGCUUCGGUUUUUAUUUAUUUUCAAUUAAACGAAUAAUUUUUAGGAGGUAAGCAUUUUGCUAUAACUACUCAGGAAAAUUAUGCUAAUCCGAUUACUGUAGUUUUCGUUAACCUCUUCAACAAAACCGGGUUGCAUGCCUCUAACAAAUACAUUAUCCGUUCCUUUUUCAGUGAAAAAAAAACAUGAGUAGCUCGGAAGAAGUUUCCUGGAUUUCUUGGUUUUGUGGUCUGCGGGGUAACGAAUUUUUUUGCGAGGUUGAUGAAGAUUACAUACAAGAUAAAUUCAAUCUAACUGGUCUAAACGAACAAGUUCCACACUACAGGCAAGCACUAGAUAUGAUAUUAGAUUUGGAACCAGAUGAAGAAUUAGAAGACAACCCUAAUCAAAGCGAUCUAAUAGAACAGGCUGCUGAAAUGCUAUAUGGCCUAAUUCACGCAAGAUAUAUAAUGACAAAUCGUGGAAUAGCCCAAAUGAUAGAAAAGUGGCAGCAAGGAGAUUUUGGAUAUUGCCCAAGAGUUUAUUGUGAAAAUCAAGCUAUGCUACCCAUAGGCUUGUCUGAUGUACCUGGAGAAUCUAUGGUGAAGCUAUAUUGUCCCAAAUGCCAAGAUGCGUAUACACCUAAAAGUUCCCGCCAUCAUCAUACAGAUGGUGCAUACUUUGGAAGUGGUUUCCCUCAUAUGCUAUUUAUGGUUCAUCCAGAAUACCGACCGAAACGACCUAAUAAUCAGUUUGUACCCAGAUUGUAUGGAUUUAAGAUUCAUCAGGCAGCUUACACAAUACAAUAUCAAGCAGCAGCUAAUUUCAAAAUCCCGCAGCGCUCUAUCGCCUUCAAUAAUGGGAAGAGAUAA
This is a messenger RNA of Dimorphilus gyrociliatus, 927 nucleotides long. The record is from the annotation of a GenBank genome assembly. Lineage: Eukaryota; Metazoa; Annelida; Polychaeta; Dinophilidae.